Molecule: messenger RNA, 1271 nt
Organism: Tinamus guttatus (white-throated tinamou)
Lineage: Eukaryota; Metazoa; Chordata; Aves; Tinamiformes; Tinamidae
Gene: RABGGTB
Product: Rab geranylgeranyltransferase subunit beta
Biological process (GO): protein geranylgeranylation
Cellular component (GO): Rab-protein geranylgeranyltransferase complex
Molecular function (GO): Rab geranylgeranyltransferase activity
Source: RefSeq, a predicted model, not a curated record
AUGGCGCCUUCCGGCCACGCGGCCGCCGCCGCCGUCCCUGCGGGGGGGUUUUGUUCUGCCGGCGAAGGGACUCCGCAGAAGGAUGUUGUAAUAAAGCCGGACGCCCCAAGCACGCUCCUUCUGGAGAAGCACGCGGACUACAUAGCUUCCUACGGAACCAAGAAAGAUGACUAUGAGUACUGUAUGUCGGAGUAUUUGAGGAUGAGUGGUGUUUACUGGGGGCUGACAGUCAUGGAUCUCAUGGGAGAACUGCACCGAAUGAACAAAGAAGAAAUUCUGGAAUUCAUCAAGUCCUGCCAACAUGAAUGUGGUGGUAUAGGUGCCAGCAUAGGGCAUGAUCCUCAUCUUCUGUAUACACUCAGUGCUGUUCAGAUUCUUACCUUGUAUGAUAGUCUCCAUGUUGUUGAUGUCAGUAAAAUCGUUGAAUACAUACAGAGCUUGCAAAAAGAAGACGGAUCAUUUGCUGGAGACAAAUGGGGAGAAAUAGAUACAAGGUUUUCCUUCUGCGCUGCAGCAACUCUGGCACUUCUGGGAAAACUGGAUGCUAUUGAUGUGGGGAAAGCAGUAGAAUUUGUUUUGUCCUGUAUGAACUUUGAUGGAGGAUUUGGUUGUAGGCCAGGUUCUGAAUCGCAUGCAGGACAGAUCUAUUGUUGCACAGGAUUUCUGGCUAUAACAGACCAGUUGCAUCAAAUAAAUGUUGAUUUGCUGGGCUGGUGGCUUUGUGAACGACAGUUACCUUCUGGAGGUCUCAACGGACGACCUGAGAAGUUACCUGACGUGUGUUAUUCAUGGUGGGUCCUAGCAUCUCUGAAAAUGAUUGGUAGAUUACACUGGAUUGACAGAGAGAAAUUGCGAUGCUUUAUUUUGGCUUGCCAGGAUGAGGAGACUGGAGGAUUUGCUGACAGACCAGGAGAUAUGGUGGAUCCAUUUCACACCUUAUUUGGAAUUGCUGGACUCUCUUUAUUAGGGGAAGAACAAAUUAAAGCUGUCAAUCCUGUCUUUUGUAUGCCAGAAGAUGUCCUUCAAAGAAUAAAUGUGCAGCCUGAGCUUGUGAGCUAAGUCUUGUAGAGACAAAAGAUUGAUAUGCCUGGUCACUUUGGUUUUAAUCAUUGGAAGUCAGCCCUGAAACUGUUAGCAUAUUUUUCUUUUGGAUAUGUUUACAUUUCUAUGCUAAAAUGACUGAUUUACUGUGGGCUUUGUCAUUUUGUAAAUUGCAGUAGAACAGGCUUGUUCUAGUAGUCUGUGUGUAACAUGUUUUUAGGUUACAUAUA